Messenger RNA from Leptonychotes weddellii (Weddell seal), 2979 nucleotides. Lineage: Eukaryota; Metazoa; Chordata; Mammalia; Carnivora; Phocidae. The record is from RefSeq and is a predicted model, not a curated record.
UCCCGAGAGGGCCGGUGGGGGCUGGGAGCGGGCGCUAGGGUUGUGGUGGCCGGAGGCGCCUGGGCCGCGAGGUCGACGCCUGUGGCUGAGGCGGCCGAGGCCAAAGGACCCGCCGCGGCUCGGUCUCCAGAGAGGGAGGGCUCCGCUGCCGCCGCCGCCCGGCCGGUGCCCGGUAAAAUCAGUCUAGAGAAUCGAUGGAAUUUGCCCCAAGUGUUGCACCCAGCAAGCUGGCAGUAAGGACCCGGGUACUGGCGGAUGGGGAUGGCGGUUCUCACUCUCUGUGCGUGAAGGACAGAGCCCCUGGACUGCCAGGUUCCCGACCAGGGAGGAGGAGGAGGAAGAGAACUCCAUCUGCUGGGGCCUGAGUGUGGCCUGGGGGACAGGCCAUCGUCCCAGAAUGCCCCUGCCGGAGCCCAGCGAGCAAGAGGGCGAGAGUGUGAAGGCUGGCCAGGAGCCAUCCCCGGAGUCCCCUGAGCCAGGCACAGAUGUCAUUCUUGCAGUCCCCACAAAGCCCAAAGAGUUCUCCAAACUGGUCCUGCUGACGGCCUCCACGGAGAACGUGGAUGGGGUGGACUCCCAGCCCAAAGGAGGGCACUGUGGCAUGUCCCUGGAGAUGUCUGGUCCUGACGCACUGGCCAGGACCCCCCAGAUCCUUCCAGUGGAGGAGCAAGUGGGGGCAGUCCAGCCAACCCCCCAGGCCCCUGAGCAGACAUGCAGCAAGCCAGAUACAGCAGCCCCCAAGCCCCUGGAGUUCCUGAGGACCCCAUUCGGGGGCCGCCUCCUGGUGCUCGAGUGCUUCCUGUACAAGCAGGAGAAGGCAGUGGGGGACAAGGUCUACUGGAAGUGCCGUGAACACUGUGAGCUGGGCUGCCGGGGCCGGGCUAUCACCCGAGGCCCACGGGCCACAGUGAUGCGGGGCCACUGCCACCCGCCCGACGAGGAGGGUCUGGAGGCGCGGCGCCGGAGACAGAAGCUGCCCGGCCCAGCCCUGCCUGAAGGCUUCGGGGUUCCGGAGGGCCCUCGGGGCCGAGUGGAAGAGCCGCUGGAAGGGGUGGGCCCAUGGCUGUGCCCUGAGGAGCCAGAGCCCACCCCCAGGUUGGUGCUGAGCAAGCCGGCCGCAGAGGAGGAUGAGGGGCUGCGAGCCCUGUCACUGCUGAGCUUGCCCCCCAAGAAACGCCCGACACUGGGGAUCGGAGAACCCCGGCCCCUGGAAUUCCUGAGGACGUGCUAUGGGGGCAGCUUCCUGGUGCACCAGUCCUUCCUCUACAAGCGGGAGAAGGCCGUGGGGGACAAGGUCUACUGGACGUGCCGGGACCAUGCACUGCACAGCUGCCGCAGCCGGGCCAUCACCCAGGGCCAGCGGGUGACCGUGAUGCGGGGCCACUGCCACCCGCCUGAUGUGGAGGGCCUGGAAGCCCGGCGGCAGCAAGAGAAAGCCAUGGAAACGCUGCAGGCCCGGCCUGGUGGGCCUGGGGGCCAAGUGGACAAGCUGCUCCAAGGCGUGGAUGGCCUGCUCUACCGCAGGGGGCCGGGGACUCUGACUCUCACCAGAGCCCGGCCUAGGAAGCGCACAAAAGUCCUUCCGGCCCAGCCCCAGGCCCUGCAGGGAUACCGCACUGAGGACCAGGACGAGGACCCCGGAGGCCCUGAUUUCUUGAGGACCCCUCUGGGGGGCAGCUUCCUGGUGUACGAGUCCUUCCUCUACAGGAGGGAGAAGGCGGCCGGGGAGAAGGUGUACUGGACGUGCCGGGACCAGGCCCGCAUGGGCUGCCGCAGCCGGGCCAUCACGCAGGGCCAGCGGGUGACCGUGAUGCGUGGCCACUGCCACCCGCCCGACCUGGGGGGCCUGGAGGCCCUGAGGCAGCGGGAGAAACGCCCGGGUGCGGCUCAGCGGGGGAGCCCAGGAGGCCCUGAUUUCUUGAGGACCCCUCUGGGGGGCAGCUUCCUGGUGUACGAGUCCUUCCUCUACAGGAGGGAGAAGGCGGCCGGGGAGAAGGUGUACUGGACGUGCCGGGACCAGGCCCGCAUGGGCUGCCGCAGCCGGGCCAUCACGCAGGGCCAGCGGGUGAUGGUGAUGCGUAGGCAUUGCCACCCGCCCGACCUGGGGGGCCUGGAGGCCCUGAGGCAGCGGGAGCGGCUCCCCAGCCCGGCCCAGAGGGAAGGCUCAGGAACCCUCCGGCCGCUGGAGUUCCUGAGGACGUCCCUCGGGGGCAGGUUCCUGGUGUACGAGUCCUUCCUCUACAGGAAGGAGAAGGCGGCCGGGGAGAAGGUGUACUGGAUGUGCCGGGACCAGGCCAGGCUGGGCUGCCGCAGCCGGGCCAUCACGCAGGGCCAGCUGGUGACGGUGAUGCGUAGCCACUGCCACCUGCCCGACCUGGCGGGCCUGGAGGCCCUGAGGCAGCGGGAGCGGCUCCCCAGCGUGGCCCAGCAGGAGGACCCAGAGAAGAUGAAACUUCCGCCAGAAGCGCAGCUGUGCGUCCAGCCUGGCUCUCCGGAAAGCCAGCAGAUGUCUGGUGCAUGUGGGGUGCUGGACGGAACGUGGGCCCUGAGACAAGACUCGUCCAAAACAAGGACUGAAAUCACACAAAGUACGUUAUCUGUUCACGGCGGAAUGAAGCCAGAAAGCAGCAACACAAAGAAAGUUGGGGAACUUUUAAGUAUCUGACAGUCAACACACUCCCGAGUGACUUGAAGAUAUCCCGAGGCAAGUGGAAAAUGGUCUGAAGUGAGCGAAAUGGAGACACAGCACACGAAGACACGUGGGCGGUGGUAGAGCAGUGCUUGAAGGGAAACUUGUAGCUGGAAAGACUUACAUUAAGGAAAAAGAAAGAUCUCAGAUCAGCAACUUACACUUCCAUGUCAGGACCCUAGGAAAAGAAAAAUGGAGCAAUCCUAAAGCAGGAGGAGGAUGAGAAAGGACAGAAAUGAAUGAAAUAGAGAAGAGAAAAUGAACGAGACCAAAAGUUGGUUCUUUGAAAG